Molecule: messenger RNA, 285 nt
Organism: Cotesia congregata
Lineage: Eukaryota; Metazoa; Arthropoda; Insecta; Hymenoptera; Braconidae
Source: the annotation of a GenBank genome assembly
AUGGGACGUCAGGUACGAGCAGACGAUGUGGUUCGUAGUACAGAUACUACCGAAGAAAUUCAAGUCGAGACAUCCGACAUCUCAAAUAAAUUUAAAUUUUUUGAGACAUAUAAAGAACCGGAGAAAGAAAGAAAGCAGUUCAGAAUAACGCCACCACGUGAUGGACAAGUUAAGGUUUGUGUGCGACAGGGCGAUGAGUACGCGAUGGAAGACCACGUCCUAUCCCUGACGGAAGCAUGUACUGCGCCAUUAAAUUCAAUACAGGCACCCAGGAACUCCCAGUAG